AUGAUGACCGAGGAAAGAGCGGAGCAGGAGACAUGUCCCCCCUGCAGCUGCACGUCUCUAUGCAAGCUGUACACUGACUGCUCUAAAGUAUAUCAAACUGAUAUUUGCGUUACUUUUGUUGAAUGCUACGUUGUAUUAUUAUGCCACUUACUGUAUUUUUCCCUUUUUUUCCGCUCCGUUAAACCCUGGAUAUCCUGGCAUCCACCGUGCAUCCUCCCAGUUGUGAAGCAACGCAUGCAGAUGUAUAAUUCUCCCUACCGCGGCGUGUUGGACUGUAUACGCGCCGUGUGGCAGAAAGAGGGCGCCGGCGCGUUCUACCGCAGCUACACCACCCAGCUCACCAUGAACGUGCCCUUCCAAGCGCUCCACUUCAUGACAUACGAGUACCUGCAGGAGCUGCUCAACCCCCACAGACACUACAACCCCUCCUCCCACAUGCUGUCAGGGGCCUUGGCCGGGGCCCUGGCCGCCGCCGCCACCACGCCCCUGGAUGUGUGCAAGACCCUGCUCAACACCCAGGAGUCGCUGGCCCUCAGCUCCCUGUCGGCCAAGCAAGGAGCCCACAGACAAAUCACAGGCUUAGCCCACGCCUUCCGGACGGUGUACAGGCUGGGCGGCCUGCGGGGCUACUUCAAGGGAGCGCAGGCCAGGGUCAUCUACCAGAUGCCCUCCACAGCCAUCAGCUGGUCCGUCUACGAGUUCUUCAAGUACGGACUCACCAAGCACCAGCAUGACAAGCGGAGAGCGCAGCAGAUGGAGGCGGAGACGUAGGAGAAUCACACCAAAAUCCAUCUCUACUGUCCCAUCGAGCAUAGCAGAGAAAGUUAUUGUCGGGAAAAAUGUUGCGUUGCUUCCCAGCAUUGGAUUCACCAACAGGGGGCAGUAGCGUUAUUUUUGUAACUUGUUCUUUUUUUCUUUUCUUUUUUUUUUACCCAAGCAAUUCAGAGGCCGAACCAAUUAUAGUACGGAAAUGAUUGGCAUCCUGCAAAGUCUUUAAAAUAUUGAUUAAGAAAUGAGCGAUUAUCAGGAAUUAAGCACUGCAAAUUGUUUAAUAUAUAAAAUGAUAUGAAACUAGGGAUCAAGUGAUGGAUCUGAUUAAUCCGAAGCCUAUAUUUAAUUUAUUUUGCCCUUUUUUUUAUAUUAGCAUUUGUUUCCCCCCAUAUUUGCUUCCAACCUCAGUACUUCUCAGCUACUCACCAUUAUUGCCUUGUAUGCAGUUCCAACCCAAGCUAUCUUAAUUCAUAGCACUGAUACUACUGAGUCAAUAACAGCGCUUGGCUUGUAGGAAAUGAAUAAUGCCCCCUAAAAGUCUGCAUCUUAGGUCAGCUUUAUAAGCUAUCGCUGUUGAACCCAUGCUGAGUGAAUGGAAGCUGUUCUUACUGAUGGAUGUCUGGUUCCCACUCUCAAUUGCACUCAUCAAGUGAAUAAUAAAUUAUGAGCAACGGACAGUGCUCAUAAAUCACCAAAA
Nerophis ophidion (straightnose pipefish) is the source of this 1468-nucleotide messenger RNA. RefSeq names its product mitoferrin-2-like. The record is from RefSeq and is a predicted model, not a curated record. The coding region runs from base 1 to 771 and encodes 256 amino acids. NCBI's taxonomy places the organism in Eukaryota, Metazoa, Chordata, Actinopteri, Syngnathiformes, Syngnathidae. Gene Ontology annotation, biological process: iron import into the mitochondrion. Gene Ontology annotation, molecular function: ferrous iron transmembrane transporter activity. The transcript is spliced from 3 exons. Gene Ontology annotation, cellular component: mitochondrial membrane.